Triticum aestivum (bread wheat) is the source of this 605-nucleotide messenger RNA. RefSeq names its product U3 small nucleolar ribonucleoprotein protein IMP3. NCBI's taxonomy places the organism in Eukaryota, Viridiplantae, Streptophyta, Magnoliopsida, Poales, Poaceae. Gene Ontology annotation, biological process: rRNA processing; ribosomal small subunit biogenesis. The record is from RefSeq and is a predicted model, not a curated record. Gene Ontology annotation, molecular function: snoRNA binding; rRNA binding. Gene Ontology annotation, cellular component: small-subunit processome; Mpp10 complex.
GUACAACGGGAUUUGCUUGAUGGCGCAGAAGCUCGUGAACAUCAUAAAGCAGAUGGAUCCGAGGGACCCUUUCAGAAUCGAGAUGACGGACAUGCUCAUCGAUAAGCUGUAUAAUAUGGGUGUAAUUCCAACAAAGAAGAGCUUGGUUAAAUGUGAGAAACUUUCAGUGAGCGCCUUCGCCAGGCGGAGACUUGCAACAAUUAUGGUGAAGCUCAAGUUUGCUGAACACCUUAAAGAGGCCGUCACCUACAUUGAACAGGGCCAUGUGCGUGUAGGCCCAGAGACGGUCACCGAUCCAGCCUUCCUUGUGACCAGGAACAUGGAGGAUUUCAUCACCUGGGUGGAUUCCUCAAAGAUCAAGAAGAAGAUCAUGGAGUAUAAUGGUGCAUUGGAUGAUUAUGAUGCCAUGAUUUAAAGAUAUGUUGUGAUAGUAGAAAUUUUGGGAACAUCAGUGGUUCAGUGUAGCUACUCCUGUAAUAUUUUUUAAACCUGAAUCUGAGGCUAAAAUAUGUCGAGGUAGUUAUCUGUUGCAAAGCUACUUGUGUGAUGAAAGCUAAACUGCUAUAGAAUGCAAAUGCCAUAAUCAGUUCAUACUUGUCCCCUUC